UUUGUGGAAAUUUGAGGGGGAAUAAGCGCGCCUUUUCCGUGCUGUAGGGAAUAGAAACAAUCUAAUGUUGCAUUUGGAUGUAAUCAUAUGGUAAUAUCAUGAUUUACUGGUUUGCAUGACUUGUCUAGUGAACUAUUUGUAUAUAAGACUGACUUAAAAGAGUGGCAUACAAAUUUCAAGACUUCCAAGAUAAAAAUCAGCUGAGAAUGACAGAAUCGGCGCAGUCCUACUUUCCAUCAAUUCCCCCCAGUGCACCAAAGGCAACUAUAUCAUAUUGCAGGUCUGUUCAAGAGGCGCCAUUUUCUGCACUGACAGGAGUGGUUGUGGAUGCUAGAAUUCCAGAGCGUCACCCAGUGACUCCACGAUGUCGAAUGAGGAAAAACGUGGGAAGUACAAACAGAUGGCGACUCCCAGAAUCCCUUGGGAGUGACCUGUUGGGAAGUUCCCAGGCUAUAAAAGCAGUCCAGAUGAGCUAUAAUAACAGUCUGGUCAAUAUCAUUACUGCUGAAAGCCCUGUUCUAAAUAUGAACCUUGAUGUAAGUAAACCAUACACUUUCCGUCAGAUUGAGGAUCGUCCAAUCACAGAGCCCGAAAGAAAACUGAGUCAGCAGAGGCUGUCUGUGGAUACCUUAGCUGUUCCAACCUCUGCCCCAUCAGUGAAGUUCAGAAAAAUACCUACUCCUCUUGGACCAAUCAAAAAGUAUGUACCAUCAAUUGCUAGACCAGCCACACCAAAGGACAUAUUUCUCUACCACUCCAAGAAAAGCCAGAGUCAGUUUGGACCAGGGUUUGUGGGACCAUUAUCCCAAUAUGAUGUGAUAUUAAAGUGCCUAAACAUGGACUGGGAACUUCAUAGGCCCUUCCUACAGAAGGCAGAAGUCCUAGCCAGCCUACUAAAGGAAGCAGAUGAUCCUAGAUUCCAGAAAUAUUACAGAAGUCCUGCUUCUGAAACACUGGACACGUACAUAAAGAAAAACAAGUUUUACAGCAAUGAUUACAAGGAAAUGAGUAACAGGUUGAGUCUGGUGGAAGAUCCAGAGGAGGAUGAAGUUAAAGGAGUGAAUCAUCCGGCCCAUGUUUCUGAGAAACGAGUCAACAAUGUCACCAUUAUAAAACUGGAUUGCAAGGACCCCCUUAUAACUAAGACAGCAAUGGCUGUUGCCUUGGGCAAUCUCUACCAUGAUGAUCUAGAAGUAGAGCUUGAAGAGGUUGCUAAUGUAUUGGCCUCGGCCUCAGUUCUCGGGUUCAAGGCACUUCAGGAUGCCUGUGGUAAAAUGAUGCUGGAAAACAUCAAUUACAGAACUGUGUGUAUAUAUCACCUGGCUGCCUCAAAGUAUCACCAAGAACAGGUGGUGUUAGCUUGUGAAAGAUGGCUGGAGCUGAAUCUUAUCCCUCAGUUGUCCUCUCAGAUCCAGCUACGAGAUGUCCCAAUGGAGCUUAUCCAGAAAACUCUCAAGUCAAACAGAUUGUUUACUUUCAACGAGUACAGUAUAUAUAGGCUGCUCUCUUAUUGGUUGUUCCUACAACUUAAUCCCCAUAUACAACUGAUGCCCUCGCACAGCACUGUACUCUCCUACUAUAACAGUUUACCUAAGAACUGUGCCCUUGUGGAGAAAGAUGAAGGUCAGAUGUAUGCCCCACUCUUCUCUGCUGUCAGACUGACAGGGAUCACUGACACCAAUCAUAUUCAGGAUAUGCAGAUCAUGAAUAUCUUGCCCCAGUCACAGUUGAUUGACCUUCUUUCCCAACACUACCAUGCACUUCAAAAUGGAGGUGAUAGUCCUACAGCAAAUAAAGACCAUUUUGCAACUUUGGCAAAAAGACAAGGUUUUACAAUGGACAGUUUUCUACAAGGUGGAGGAGAUAUGGGCUCUCUCAGAAACUUCAACGCUUACUCGGUUCGUCAGGGCUUCAUCAUAGACGAUGAGCCCCACUAUCACUCUGAAGUUCUCUCCCUUCAUGGCUUCCACUUUGAGCUGAAGGCCAUUAGAAGUAGUGCAGGACAUGUGUCGUUCUAUAUGCAGAGACUGCGACCUGGUGACCCCAUUUUGAGUUUCCGUCAGUGUGAGAGGCACACAUUCUCCAUGAGGCCAGACAGAGAGGUUCGUUACUGUAUUACGGUACAACAGUACAAUAAGGGGGAUAACUCUGUAAGGACCACAGGAAUUGUAAGCCAGAAAUUUGGACUUGGAGACAAAACAAGUAGAAGUGAGUGCUUAAAGAUGGAGAAGUUGGAUUGUCCAGUUUAUGUCACUUUUGCUGUGAUGUUCCCAUCUUCUUGAGAGUUGCUACAUAAUCUGAGAGAAAAAAAAAACUAAAAGUGUCUAGAAAUAUUUGCUCAAAUAUUGGUCCUUAAUUAAAGCUAGCUUCCAUUGCCUUUUAUCAAUACUCUUUCUAAGAAUUUAAAGUCAAAGUAUUUCUUUAUUUUUGUUUUCAUUCAUUGUUUUGAUUUAGUGUGGUCAUUUCCUGUUGCACGAAAAUGAAAUAUGAAUUUUAUUUUCACACUUACCUCCCUUUAUGUGCCAUUAUCAUCCGUGAUAAAUUGUUGUUUGUGUUGUUCCAGAUAUAUAUACAUAUAUAUAUAUAUUAUAUUAGUGCUUAUAUAUCCUGUUGUUGCAAGUGUUCAGUACAGUUCAACCUCAUUUGCUUGAUUCCAAGUAUUUUUUUUCUUUAUUGUACUGUAAGGUUGUGAUAAAAAAAAAAAAAAACAAAGCUUGUAAUAUUUGUGGUGAUUAAGAUGUAAUAUCGAAAGCUUGUUGUUUUUGAAAUAAGAUUAUUCAGUUGAGUGAGAUAUGAACAGCUGAAAUUUAUGCAAAGGUAAUUUUUUUUUAGGGCUGGUAGAUGAAGAAGUAUUAUUUAUAGUACCUGCCUGUUAAAAUAUGUUUCAAGACAUUUAGUGCCAAGUUUGCUUUAAUAAAUAUACAUAUUUUUUGUAUAAAUAUUUUAUGUAUAGAAGAAGCAUAGUACUCCACUUUUUGCCUCUAAAAAAAAAAGAUCUGUAAUACAUAUGUGUUGAUUUUCUCUCCAUUAUUUCUCCGUGACUGUAUAACGAGUUGAAUACAGUGUUCAUCAUUAGUAUAAUUCUGUGUUUAUGACUGUUUAUUGGUAAAUUGUUGUGUUCACACCGCCCACUCUGGAUAUGGUAUAUUGCUGGUGGCACAUCCUGUUGUUUGAGUCCGUGCUUUUUACACUUUGUUUUUCUUGGGAUAGGAGACAGUUUGUUCUUGUUUUAAAAUUUGUUAUAAAUUAUGUAGUAUGAUUUGUAUUUAUUUGUUGUUGAUGAGCUUGUACUUUGAGCAGUUAAAAUAUUUAAAUAAUAGCCAAAAGACUUCAUAUUUAUGGCCAAAUAAUUUACAGUUUUCAUGAGAAUUUUUUUUAAUUUCAGAUUUACAUAAUAUUUUUCUAAUGUACGAAACUUUUUAAAUAUA
Messenger RNA from Saccostrea echinata, 3428 nucleotides. RefSeq names its product BTB/POZ domain-containing protein 16-like. Lineage: Eukaryota; Metazoa; Mollusca; Bivalvia; Ostreida; Ostreidae. The record is from RefSeq and is a predicted model, not a curated record. Bases 207 to 2282 code for a protein of 691 amino acids. The transcript is spliced from 20 exons.